UCCUGGGCGGCUCCGCUCCCAUGACCUACUUGGCUCACACGGCCCACGCCCAGCUCGGCGCCCUUUGGCUGAGCUGCGUGGGCUGGACUCUCACUGCCGUGGCCCUUGGACUCAUCCAGUGGAGGGUCUGGCAGGUGUCCGACACCGACGUCAUCAGCUCCGGCGUGGCCUGGGUGGGAAUCUGGAGGGCCUGCUUCAACAGCCACACCGUGGUGACCCCUGGCUUCGAGGUCAUGCACUGCAGGUACAUCAGCCCGACCGCUGCCUUCGCACCAGCGGAAAUCGUGUCCGGUCAGGUCCUCAUGGUCCUGUCUCUGGUGGCGGGGCUCUGCGGGAACACGGGCGGCGUCUACGCCCUGAGGAACAUCUACUUUGGGAUGGAGAAGAACUCUCCGAUCCGCUUAUCGUUCUCCGCCGCCGGGGCUCUGUGCCUGUCGGCCGCCGCGAUGUCUCUCAUACCGCUGGUGUGGAAUCUGAGCUCGGUGGUGACCAACCGGACCAUCGAGUUCCCGCCCGAGUUCAGAAUGCCCCGGGCGCCCGAAUCGCAGCACGCAGGGAGCGGCAUAGGGGUGGGGAUGGUGGGAAGCAUCCUGAUGAUCGUCUCGGGGACUGUUUUCUGUAUGUACAGGUUACCGGCGAGGCCGCAACCCGGGGUCCAGGUGUCUCCGGGAGAACAGGAGCAACCGGACCGGUCAUUACCCGCGCAAUCGGUGACUGACAGGCGGGGAGCUUCAGCCGGCUCCGGGGGCAGAGAGAACCCCGGAUUUGAGGCCGACAAACACGUGUGAUCCGUUUGCUGGCGCGUUUGGCACCGGCUCCGAUCUGUUUGCAGGACGGGCACCCAGCUGGUCGUGAACGGCGUGCGGGUUGGGGUUUAUUUAGGGGGUCAGACCGGACUACGGAAUGAUUCGCUGCCUUCGUGCUUCAGAACUGCCUGGGGGGGGGCUUUAAUGAGUUUUGGUCUGAUGCUGGGAAGACGUCGGCUGAAGUAAAGGCCGGUAAAAGAAGCCGCAGUGUUGCAUUCAGCUCGGCAACAUAAAAAUGACAUGAACGUCCGUAGGAGACAGAAGCAUUAUUUUGUCCACCAUUUUUUUUUUGGUCUCUAAAAGGCCUUGACCUUUGACCCCUGACCCUUAUUUGGUUCUGCCGCGUUGAGUGCGGGGCGUUUACCGGUUUUCCUCCCGCUCACCGUAACCGGGGAGACGGUGCAAACAUGCUCGUGUUCCCCGGAGGUCUUCACCCGAGGUGACGCUCAGUGAUGUUUUUUUUUUUUUUAACAUGAGCUCCGAGAUCAGAGCCGUUAAGUCAACAACCUGGGAACCGGGGACUCUCCAGCCACUGACAACCCCGGAUUUCACUCUCUGAAACGAACGAUGGUUGGAGUGCUCACACUGAAUGUACAACAUUCUCCCAGGAUAGUGAUGUGGAUCAGAGUGAACUACUGUCGAGCGGAGGUUUGCUAAAUGAUGCCCUGUAGAGCAACUGAUUUUUACUUUCUAACAGCGUUGAAGAGCAGGUGGCGUCUGAAAACACGUUUUCAAUGAAGAAAGAGGCAUUUUAAUCAUCGUGACUAAAUUUUUACAAUAUCCUUAGGAUAUUUUGAAUGAUCUGGAUACUUGGGAUCGAGGUAACUAAAAUCAUAGUUGUAGAUUGAGUCAUAUCUUUUCUUUUUCUUGUAAUAUACACUGCACUACAUACAGUAGUAUAUAAUGUGUACUGUAUGUAGUGGACAUGUUCCAACAAUUAAACCCCUUACAAGAAAUAUUAGAAUUACAGGUAGGAAGUAAAAGUGCUAUGUAAUAAUA
This is a messenger RNA of Xiphias gladius (swordfish), 1805 nucleotides long. RefSeq names its product claudin-34-like. The coding region runs from base 21 to 788 and encodes 255 amino acids. Gene Ontology annotation, cellular component: plasma membrane; bicellular tight junction. Lineage: Eukaryota; Metazoa; Chordata; Actinopteri; Istiophoriformes; Xiphiidae. Gene Ontology annotation, molecular function: structural molecule activity. The record is from RefSeq and is a predicted model, not a curated record. Gene Ontology annotation, biological process: bicellular tight junction assembly; cell adhesion. The transcript has a single exon.